Sus scrofa (pig) is the source of this 591-nucleotide messenger RNA. The record is from RefSeq and is a predicted model, not a curated record. NCBI's taxonomy places the organism in Eukaryota, Metazoa, Chordata, Mammalia, Artiodactyla, Suidae.
AUGGCUUAUGACAAGUACAUGGCCAUUUGCCAGCCUCUCUACUACAGCUCUUACUACAUGAAGCAGGAACUGUGUGUCUCCUUCGCUGGAUCCUGGUUCCUCUGUUGUAUCCACACCCUGUUGCUCACCCUCCUCUUGGUCCAAUUGUCUUUCUGUAUGGACAACACCAUCCCCCACUUCUUCUGUAACCUCAGUACACUCCUGAGGUUGAGCUGUUCAGACCCCUCCCUCAAUGAGCUGGUCAUCUUUCCUGUGGGAGGAAGCCUUUUUAUCCUGCCUUUGAGUACUAUCUUGGGUUCAUUUAUUCAUAUAGGGAUUGCAUUUCUGAGGGUCUCUUCCACCAGGAGAACCUUUAAAGUUUGUUCCACCUGUGGUUCCCACCUCUUUGUGGUGUCUUUAUCCUAUGGGACCCUUGCUGGUGUUUCCUUUUUAUCCUCAUCAUUGGACUCCAAUGACAAAGUCAUAAUCAGAUCCGUCGUGUAUGCAGUAGUUACUCCCUUGCUGAACACCUUCAUGUCCAGCCUCCGGAAUAGAGACAUAAAACAGGCCCUAGAGAUAUUUGUAAAUAGGGCUAACUUCUUGAAGUUAUAA